Malus domestica (apple) is the source of this 888-nucleotide messenger RNA. The record is from RefSeq and is a predicted model, not a curated record. NCBI's taxonomy places the organism in Eukaryota, Viridiplantae, Streptophyta, Magnoliopsida, Rosales, Rosaceae.
AUGAGCAAAAUAUGUGCAACCCAACCUAACAUAACAGGAGGAUAUUUAAAGAAAUAUCUGAGGCCGCCAAAGGUGUUUCAUGACAUGAACGUCUCGGAAUUGCUAUGGAGAGCUUCGAUGAGCCCUCGGAUUCUCGAGUAUCCAAUCCAUCUUGUUCCCAAGGUUGCUUUCAUGUUCUUGACAAAGGGACCUGUUCAUUUGGCCCUGUUAUGGGAAAAUUUCUUCAAAGGGCAUCAAGGCUUGUACUCAAUUUAUGUGCACUCAAGUCCAUCCUACGAGGCAGCAUCGCAUCCUGAAAGUCCGGUGUUUCAUGAGCGAAGAAUUCCUAGUCAGGUGAUAAAGACAUGCAUUCCCCUCUACAACUUUUCCACUGUCUACUCCUACCUCAUCAACUCAACCCGAACUUUCGUAGAGGUCUUCGAUGACCCAAGUUCGGUUGGACGUGGCCGGUACUAUCUCAGCAACUACACGAGAAUCACGGUAGAUCAAUGGAGAAAAGGGUGGGCGUGGUUUGCAAUUGAUAGAGAGGUUGCCAUUGAAUCCAUCUCGGAUCGAAAAUACUUCCCGGAAUUCCUCAAGUGCAAAGGCUAUUGCUUUCCGGAUGAACAUUAUUUGCCAACAUUUGUGCACUUGAAAUUUGCAGCAAGGAAUGCAAAUAGGACUUUGACCUGGGUUGACUGGAGCAAGGGCGGCCCACACCCGACGGAGUACAGGAGCCCAAACCUGACGGCGGCGCUUCUGAGUAGCCUGAGGAGUGGUUAUGGUCGGAAAUGUGAAUACAAUGGGAGGAGCACGGAUGUUUGUUUCUUAUUCGCCAGAAAGUUCAUGCCUGAUACUUUGGAUAAACUGCUGAGACUUGCAACGCAGAUCAUGUAUUUCAGCACAUAG